Messenger RNA from Podarcis lilfordi (Lilford's wall lizard), 42461 nucleotides. Lineage: Eukaryota; Metazoa; Chordata; Lepidosauria; Squamata; Lacertidae. The record is from the annotation of a GenBank genome assembly.
UGCUAGGCCUCUGGGGCAGAGACACAACCAACAGUACUAGGAUCACAAAGCUCACCCCCCUAAGUGCAACAGCAGAGGAAAGACAGCCAUGUGAGUUAUGGGGGUUAUGGGGCAGGGAGGGGAUAAGCAACUAUUUGAUUGGGAAAACAUAAGCAAGCAAACCUAGUUAUUGGAUCCCAUUAUUUUGGUGGUGUCAGUAGUGAGGAAGAAUAACUUAAGAGACCAUUUUGAAGUGGUGGUGCUUCCUAUGUGUUACUGUGCUUGCCUUUACAACAAUCCUGUAACACAGCCAGCAGUGGUUGUUGCUCAUUGGGGCUGGUGGAGCAGAAGGGCUGGACACCAGUAGGAGUAGCAGGAGCUCGAGCCAAUGACAGGCAGAGAGAAAUAAUUCUGUUUUUGUUCCUAUUCUCAUCCAUGCUGAGUUCUACGAGGGAAACAAUGGGCCUAAGGAGGAGGAAGCUGACAAGCAGUGCCACCCCCUGGGCUGGUUGUCAGUAAGAAGGCAGGCAGGCAAGGUCUUAAUAAUCAUAGAAAAAUAAUCAUAGAAUCGUUGAGUUGAAAGGGACCACAAAGGUCCUCUAGUCCAACCCCGCUGCAACGCAGGCUUGCUGAGGGCAGGCUGGGGCUGGUGGCACAGUACCCCAUUUUCCUAAACAGAAGCCUCCACUGGGUCACUUUUCACCUCCAUUUUAUCCACUUAGAAUAAAGGUGAGAGAAAGUGGCUUAUCUAGGGCUAUGCAAGAAAGAAUUUCAACCCAUCUCCCAGACCAAGUGCAUCAAAUAUCACCUGAAUGUCUGCAUAGGCCAUCUUAAAUGCAACCACACAAAGAGAACUUUGUUUUCAAGCACAAUAUUUGUAAUUGAGUCAAUUUACUUCACACAUUUAGCUGCUAGGCAUAGUGUGGGGGAAAAUGUACAUGCAUGUGUAGACCAGCCUGUGAAUGGAUUUAGAGCCUACCUGGACCUGGGAAGACAAUGCUGGAUCUGGGAGACUUUGUACCUGCUCUAUUAAGGGGAGUUCAACCCCUUCAGAACAGGCUACACAGUUAAUUCCAGGACAUGAGAACCACUUACUCCCAGUGUCUCUGUCUUGUCAGGAUUCAGCUUUUGUUUAUUAUCCCUCAUCCAGAACACUGGCAUAUUAAAUCCCUGUCCAGCCCACAUGGCUCAGAGGAGAGAAACAGGACAGAGUGUUGUCUGCAUUCUGAGGGCACCUCACACCAAACCCUUCUCAUCAUUCUCAUCUUCUCACAACAUUCUUUGCUUCUUUGUGAUACCUGAAUUGUUCUGUGUUUUGAUUAAAUAUUUAAAUGCAUGAAUAAUAAACCAAAUACCACAUGCUUGCUCAAAGUGUUUUGAACAAAAUCUAUUUCUUUUUAGUAGUUAGCUUUUUCCCCAUUAACAGCAUAUUAAAUAUUUUUCUGGGAUGCAUUGUUACAGUGUUUAUUCAAGGUGUUGUAAACUGUCACUGGUCUACUGUUGCAUUUCCACAUAUUCACAAAAUUUGCCAGGUUGCUGCUGUUGGCAUUCUCGUGCAGUUGACAAUAAGUUCAUGACUGAACAUUCACACAACAUAACUGGGACUGUCAGUGCUCCCACAUGACUGGCAAUAACAACAAUUUCUGAUAUUUGCUGCAAUAUAUGCAUAUGGUAGUGAGUUUUAUAGAUGCACUCAUUGUGUGUGUAAUGAAAAGCGUAUCAGUUCCCAAAUAUAUUGGAUAACAAACGUUUAUUGUUGUAUCUCUCCUCCCAUUUCUUCUCAGAUACACGAUCUCAGAUUUUUUUUACCCACACAGGGAAAUUUUAGAAAAGAAAUAUAUGUGAAACAAUAUCAGAAAAGGGGAGGGAGGAAUGUGGAUUUUGCAAUAAGUGAUGCAUACGAAGGAGGAUGGACUGCUGCCCACACAUGUUCAGAGAUAUUUCUUGCAGAAUUCACAUAGAUUUUGCACUCUGAUACCUUGUUUGUAAGUGUAUGGUCAAAACUGUAAUGUUUUAUGCCAUCUCUCUAAGUAGGAAGCUCUCUAGAGCAAUCCUUUUUUUCUGUCAAGGACCUCAUUCUCUCAGGGGUAAAUUGCUGGGGCCUACAUGCCACCAAUGGUUGGUGGUCCACAGCCAAUUAUUGACUGUGCCAGAGCCAAAGUAGGUAGGGCAUCCCCUUUUCUUUCUCACCCCUCUCUGCCAUCCCACAAUUCCAUCCUUGCCAACUGCAUGUAAUUGACCAUAGGCUGCCCACAACAGCUCUAGAUGAAGACUAUAACUGGGAGAGUGACAGGACAACACACAAAGAAGAAUCACACAGGGAGGGGCCUCACAUGCUGCACUUUAAGGUAUAUACCUAGCAUUUUAAUCAACUAUCAUGAAAAGGUAUGAUAUUAAAGUGACUAAAAGUAGGAUGGCAAAAGCAUGCACGCAUCAUAUAGGUACACUGAUCAAGAAGCUACCGUAUUUUUCACUCUAUAACACGCACCUGACCAUAACACGCACGUAGUUUUUAGAGGAAGAAAACAAGGAAAAAAAUAUUCUAAACGAAACAGUGGAUGUAUGUUUUUUGUGGCUCAUGCUGUGGCCACAGACAUGUGAUCUGACAGUGAGUUUGGAGUAGCCCAAUGCAAAAAUCCUGAGGAUCCAUGUGGAUCCAUGCUUUGUAACCACGUUUUUGCACCACUUUAAAGCAUCCUUUAAAGCAAGCAGGCUCUGCUUUUCUCCCUCCUCCCUGCUCAUUCCCGGCUUAGCGAGCUGAAAAACUUUGCUGCUAUGUAGCAAGCUGAGUGGGGAGGAGAGAGGGACAGAGAGCCUGCUUGCUUUAAAGGAACCAACCGGACAGGAGCCGCUUACACUUGUGUAAGCGGCUCCUCUCCUCUCCCGCUUUGCUUCUUUAAAGAAGCGGGCUCUCUGUCUCUCUCUCCUCCCCACUCAGCGGCUCUUCUCCCGCUUUGCUGUUUCAAAGCGAGCCACGGAGGAGGGAAGGAAGGAGAACCAUGGAUCCUCUGCUCACAACUGCAGCAGAUCCCCCCCGCCAUCCGUAGGCAUUCCCUCCAUAACACGCACAGACAUUUCCCCUUACUUUCUAGAAGGAAAAAAGUGAGUGUUAUGGUGCAAAAAAUACGGUAACUUUGGCCGAGGCUCUCUGUCAAGUCAAGGGCACAUUAAGCAGUAAAUUCAACUUUGUUCAUAUGCUAUGUGUAAAAUGGCUGGUGGUUGCAAUUCAUAGGAAGAGUAAAAGAGUAAAGAAUGUUUUGAUUUGCAGAGAAUCUAUGCUGCACAGUUAUUUCUGUUUUUUCACAGGGAAAAGAAAUCCAGCAUAAAACAAGUCAUUGUGGAAGAAGAUGAAAAUGAAAUAGAUAGGGAUGCCGCUAACAGCCAGCUCGUGGGGGUAAAGGAGAAGGAUUCUCCUGUCCUCAAACUCAGCGUGAUGUUCAGCCCCAAUCUGGACAGUGAAAGAGGUGGCAGCUCCAGUCCUUCCCCUUCUCCUGCUGAAUCCCGAAGAAACAGAGUGUGUAAGCAUUGUUCACAAACGGAUUCCUUCAUAACCUUUAGAGCAGCCUUCUCCAAAUUGGUGUCCUCUGGAUGUUUUGGGCUACAAGUCCCCUCAGCUCCAGCAUGCAGGGCCAACGCUCAGAGACGAUAAGAGUAGAGUCCAACACCAUCUAGCUAGGGAAGGCUGCUUCACCGUUUCUUAUAUGUAGCUGGCACAGCACAAUUUUGCUCCCAUGUCAUUUUUUUAGAGCCUUUUAUAGACCCAAGUGAACAUAAAUAUCCUAACACCUGCUGGUUAGACAUGAGCUUUAUUCUACUGUACCGACACACGUGCAAAGGUUUAUACAGCGUUAACUUAAAAUUGUGCAGUUUGCCAUCUGAAUGGCUGACACCUCAAUCAUGUUUGCACUUACUUUUGGGGACUGUUCCUCCACUGAAAUAACGAAAUCCACCCCUUCCUGGGUAUAUAACUGAAGUUGAUGAAUUGCCUCUUUCCCUUUGUCUUGUAAGGAUGGGACUGUGAGGCAGCCAUAUGCCCUUUGUCUCAUAAUGGGGUAGAAUAAAAAAAAUAAAAAAUGGGGCAGAAUAAACAAAAGUAAACUGGGAAUGAUGCUUGUUGGGCUCACAAGGAGGGAUGCUUUGUGAGCCCAACAAGCAUCAUUCCCAGUUUACUUUUGUUGGGCUCACAAGGAGGGAUGCGGAGACUUCCGGGGUGGCGCCACCGGCAAUGGCGGACUCCCUCUGAACUGGAGGGACUAGCUCCACGGAAAACGGGUCUUCUCCGCUACGGCGAAGCGGGGACCCACUUAAAAAUCACAGGCGGAUGAAGCCUGUGACCAUGGGACUCGGCGGGCACCUUUAGCGCCCCCCCAACCCGCUAAGGAACCCACUAACGGGCUCCGAAGUGAAGAGGGGGAAGUGGCGCGGUGCUGUGAAUCAACUGCUAUUUCCGUGGAGCGAAGCCGCAUAGCUGUUGCCAGAGAGCGCUGCCUUUUCCUGGGACAAUUUGGACUUUAAAAUAAGCACCCGUGAGUACUUAGACUUUGAACAAUUGGACAUCAAAUAAGGACUUGCGAGUAGGAAAGAAUCGGACUUUAAAAAUUUACUUGAAUUUGGUACGGAACGGGAAGGUCUAAACAGGAAGUCAUCCUUCCGUUCUUUUGUAAACAGAAUAAAGCAAAGGCAAUUUAAACUAGAGCUCAGGAAAUCGCUUUUAAAAGAUUGGAUUUCACCAUUUAAAAUUGUGGAACCCCCCUUCGACAGCAGGAGAAGGGGGGGAUCUUUUUGGACUGUUUAAAGUGACUUUAAAGUGAAGUAACUUUCCUCCGUCCUGAUCCUGGAGCGGGCUGUCAGGACUGACGUGUGAAGUUCAUUAACCAAAGACAAGUGUUUUUGACAGAUGGCUAAAAGAAGAGAAACCUAGUGAUUCCACUGUUCCCUUUCGCAUUUUAAAGGAUUAUAUAUGGACAAAGUAUCUUAAAAAGGAAACUUUGUUGCAAGAAUAAAUAGAAGUCUUCCCCUAGGGGGAGUCUGUGAAAUUGUAACUGUGAAACUGUAACUAACUCCAGGGAGUCGACAGCUGUUACAGAUUACAACCGUGGGAACAAGUAUCUGACCUUGUAGGACAAUGUAUUCAGAAGCCUUGUUGUAUGCUCUCUAUAAAACAAACGAUCUACUGGAACAAUUACACGAGAAGGUGAAUUGGAUGGCGACUUCGACUAGAAAUUUUGAACAGGCAGUGGGAAACUUUGAACAGACAGUGGGAAAAUAUGUGGAGCCCACUCAGGAUUUAAAUCAGGAGUGUGUCUUGACAGAACAGGAGUUUUUGACAUUAAAUCAGGAGUGUGUUUUGACAGAACAGGCCCAACAGGAAUAUGAUUUUUGGAUUUGACAAAUGAACUUGGAAAAAGCCAUAUCUGGAAAGGAAAAGUUUGGCUUGGUUUGGAAAUGGGGGGCUGGAUUGACCCCCCUAUGCUGGGAUGUUUGGACUUUUCAAAUAUGGCAACGGGCCGUGAGAUGUUUGGGACUGUGGGGGCUCUCAAUUUUGGAGGGCCUUUGAAACAUGCUUUUAAAUACUACAUGGAAUUCAUUGUUGAACAUGGAAAAGGGGCUGAUCUGUUGAGAAGGGUUAAAAACAUUGUCAAGCUGGAGUUACCACGAGCAGGAGACAAGGGAAAAUACAGUUACAAAUAUGAAGAAGAGCCGCGGAAGGGUCAUGGAAGAGACUUGAGGGCCUCGGACAUAAGGUUGCCAGGUUAAUGGGCUAGAUUGACGGGAAUAAGGACUGACAAAACCCGGAACCAGGAGGAAGGGACGCUGGAUGAAGAUUGGAUCUGUUUAUACCUCUUUUUUCUACCAUUAGAACUGUUUUAUAAAAUUGAUGAAUGAUAGAAAAACGUUGGAAUGAAAUUACUUGGCUUUAGCAAAGAUGUUUAAAGAAUUAUGAAAAGAAUAUUAUGAUUAUGAGAAGUUGGUAAGGAUAAGAUUUAAGUUUUAAGUUUUAAGGUUUAUUUUAUUAUAGAAAGAUAAGGUCAAGGAUUUGCUGGGAUAAUUAAUAACUAGGAUACAAAGAAAGGGAGGAGGAGGAGGUCUAAGAAAGAAGGUAAUGACAGUUAAGGAUUUGAAAAUAAUGAAUUUGUUUUUAAAUGUUUUUAAAGUUUUGUGAUUUUUGCAUUCUUCUUUUUUUCUGUCAUUUUUUCUCAUUUGGAAUUUUUUCGUAUAUGGUGGGAAGGGGUUGGUUUUUUUCUUCUUUUUUCUAUUUUUUCAAUUAUUUUUAUCCUUUGUACUCUCUUCUGCUUCUAUUUUAUUUUUUCUCUUUUUUGUAACAUUUUGAAAAUCUCAAUAAAUAUCUUAAAAAAAAAAACACACACAAGGAGGGAUGCUAACCCGAAAAGAAGAUGUAAAGGAAGCCGCAGCUCGUGCACCUGUGCAGCUCAGGAGCAUAUAUCUCUAUUUAGUAGGUCCCGUUUUAUCUAAAGAGCUUUCUUUCCAAGCAAGCACUGAUGGAAUUGCAGCCUCAGUAAUCAAGCAGGAGAAGGAAUAUCAGCUGCUGUAGUUUGUCAUUUCAUGAUGCUAGAGGAAGGCUUGGGAAAUGAGAAAAACUUCCAGAUUCCUUCUGCUAUGCAACUACUAAACUUAGCCUUACCUUUCAGAAGUUACUUGUAAAGAAGUUAGGAGUAAUUGGCUUUAGCAGGGGUUUGCCUGCAAAAGCUUAGCUUCCAGCCUUGCUUGUUACCUUUGGGUUGAAAUGCAAAAUAUGCUUUCUAUUUCUGAAGGUUUUUAGCAAGAGUUGAAAAUUAUUGGUUCUACCAUCCCUUUAUUUGCCUUUAUCUAACAGAUAACAUGGCAUAUUUUUGCUGUUUACACCCCUCCCACCUAGCAACCAAAGGCUAUUGAACACAAACAAAACCACUCAACUUGCUGUUUGUGAGAUCAAGUGGAAUAAAUGAGAGACAGAUGGAGGCAGGUAGAAAAACCUCUUAAUCUUAGAAGAGCCAAGAUAUCAUAGGAAUCCCUGAAUGCUGGAGCCAAAAUAAGCUGACCCCUGAGUUGUGAAGAGGAGGAGUAAGAAGGGGGAAAAGAGACUGGAGGCUAUCGAACAGAGGCCAGAAUAGCAGGCCAUCUGUAAUUAUUCCAACCUAGGAGGAGUCAAGAUGGGCUCUGGGGAAACUGGCUUGAUGCAAGAACAACAAGACAUUUGGGUGAAUUAGACUGCAGGUGAACAUCUUGAAGAAUAAGGGGUGAAUGCAUUCAUGUCAAAGCUGAAUUAUGGAGACUAGUUUACAGCCAACUUUCUUCCUAAGGGAUAAGGAAAGAGAGGGCAUUUUCAGUCAGUGUCCCAUCUGUAGAAUACCCUCACCAGGAAAGCCUGUCUGAUGCCAACUUUGAUGUAAUUCCUUCCAGUCCCCUGCAAAAUCAUUUUUAUUUGCCUGCGGCAUGCAGUCUAAACUGGGUUUGAUUUUGGCUUUAUCUGUCUGCUGAAUUCAUAUGGUUCCAUUUCAUUGCUGCUUCUGAUAUUUUAACUUGCUUUAAUUAUAUACUUUUAACAUGAUAGCAUAAGCGCCGGUUGGGCCCUCCAAUUAAAAUGUUCCUCCUCAGUACCAAAAAUAACCAUAAACAUAUAAAUUGGAUUCCAGGGAUAAAACUGAACUAGAAUCCCUUCCCCUUUGACGUCUACUUUUUUGUGCAGAGGGGAGUGUAUGUGUUUGAAGGAAAAGGAGGAGCAUUCAACCAUGCUAAAGAUUCCCCACUUGUAGCCAUCCAGCCCACACACAGGUUUAAUAUUUGGGUGAGAACCAGACCCAUCUGAUGUCCUGUCCUAGAUACUAUAGCCCCAAAGUGGAGCAGCAGCCAUAUGCAAACUGUUUCCUCUAGUAGUUGGUGAACGGAAUGUGUGGGCCGGGAGUGGCUAACCUGUGGUCUUCCAGAUGUGGUUGGAUUCCAACUCCCAUCAGCUCAAGGCAGCAUAGCCAAAGAUCAGGGAUGAUGGUAGUUGUAGUUCAGGAGCAUCUGGAGGAUCAUAGGCUCCUACACUUGAUGCAGACUGAACUUUAGAGACAGUGGUUGUCAGGGACUGGGCAGAGGAGGAAUGGUGGAGACUGCCUCCCCAGCCUGACCCUUCCAGAGAAGAAGACAGUUCAGAAUUACAACAGGGGUUUGAGGGAGAUCACAGCUCAGAGGCAGAUGAGGGGAAAAGCUGAGAAAUAAUGGGAGAGGAGGAGGAAGAAGCACCAGAGGGAGACAGCUGAUGGACACAGUGUCUUUAGAAAGCAUUCCAGAUGCCCCUUCUCCCAGAACCCGGCAGGCAUUGAAAGUAGGAGAGCAGAGAACUCAGAAGCAGAGGGCACAUCUCAGCACCUGUAGUGAUGACACAUAAUGGGAGAGAGGGAGGGGGUGGAAAAUCACUCGCAGCAACACCAUUUUCCAAGAGGCUGCAUUUCUAAGCCUCUCUCUGUGAAUACUGGAUAAAAGGCAAUGUUGGUAAGAAAAUGUCCUUGUCUUAUCCAUUCGUGGCAACCCACCGUGGGGGUUGGAUCCUCUGACACCUGACAGUGGUAUAGAAAAGAAAUGAGUGCAAAUAAAGGCUCCUCCUGGCAUCCUUUUUAUUGGGUAUUCAUGAUUUAUGCCCAUGGUAGCAUUAGGAUUUGACAGAUACCCGACCCCGUUUUAAUGCUGUUUGUGCCUGCAAACAUUUUGGGGUAGACAUACUGUUCUGUAGCCACUUCCAACUCUACAGUUCUAUGAUUUUGUUGCACUCUAGCACAAGAGUGCCUCUCCAGGUAGCAAUAAUGUGUUAGCACUGGGGAAGCAUAACAGAAUAAUGAGGAAGGGUGUGUGGAUGGGCCAGUAUAAAUCCACUACUACUGUUCUAUUGCUGCAUCAGAGACUUGUUUCAGAAUACCAGGGAAAAACUGCACCAGUCUGGCUCUAAGAGAGAUGGGCAGGUAAGUAAGAAUUCUGACCAAUAGUUAUAGGUGUAUUUUACUCCUCAAAUGGCAUGUUUGAACUGGAAACCUCCAGAUAACCAGCAAAGAUUUAUUACGGUACAGAUCCAGCAGGAGGGAUAACAAAACGCUGCUUGUGGCUCACAACAAAAACUCUUAUCUCACAUGUCUUUAAAUCACCUAUGUAUAACCAACCUGGAAAAAUGACAGUUUCUUCACUGGAGACAGCCAACAAUUUUGCAAAAGGUUUUUGCAUAUAGACAGUACUUUUGCCCCACUCUCUGUUCAAGCAGGUUUCUGAAAGAAUUCAAACCUGCUUAGAAAAGACAAGAAGUGGCCUUCCUUGCGUGAUACAUCAUACAAACCAUAGCAUUCUGUUUCCUUUGCAGGGCAACCCAUUCUCCGCAGCUGAGCCCUGACCUGAUGGAAAAUCCACGAACGCUGCUCAUGCUGCUGCGUCAGAGGGAUCUGGAAAUCAUGGCACUGAAAAAUGCUAACCGGAGAGAUCAAUCAGACCGGCUUGGCUGUAUUUUGCAGCAACUUGUGAAGUCAAGGCAAAAACUGCCACUUAGGAGGUGAGCAACAUAAAGCUUUACAAAACUGGAGUAUGUGCCUACUGAAAAGCACUUGCAAAAUUACAGGUGAAAAAGAAGGGCCGUGGCUGUCAGGUAACACCUAGGGCAAGAGCUGCUUUGCUGGAAGGGGCAGGAUUUAUUCUGUGAUGGGCAAAGGGUAUUGUGCAGAUGCGCCCAUAGGAAGCAAGGUUCAACACCUUUCGCAAAGGUAGGAUUAAAAACAUGAUUUGCAGAUUAAAGUCAUUUAUUGAAGGUUAACAUAUUGGGUGGAUUCAACCAAAUUGUUGCAUGUGCAGAACAUGGUCCACUCAUGCAAUGGAACUUUCUCCCUUCUCCCCAUCACACCCUCUAAAGUUGUUCUGGAGGGUUGGGCAAACCACCACAACGGGUUGGGGGCUAUGGAGAGGAGAUGGUGUGGAAGUUCAGUUGCGCAAGCAGACGUCAUUCCCCAUACACAUACCCACCUUCCUGCUAGUGCUACGCUCUUCCAAACUUUUAAGGAUAUAUCUCUCUAACAGAUUAUCAUAAUGUGUAGGAUUGUUAAGCUAUUUCUGUACUGGGAUUUUUUAAAUAGCUUGACACUGGCUCCAUUCUGGUGUGUUGACAGACCUGUGUGAUUCCCCACUACACCAGAGAUAAGUUGCACAUUGGUGUGCAACUGAGCUACAAAAGUCACACAGUAAUCUGGAUGCAAACCAUUUGCAACAUGAGGUGCAUGGGAGGUGCAUAUAUAAAUCCUCUAAGCGGUUUGCAAAAGGAUAAAACAAGACGUUAAAAUUAUCAGUGUAAAUGGUUAAAAACAAGCAUAUGAAAGCAUGCAAAAGAUAUAGUAAAAUCAACACUAGCUAAAAGGAGAGAAAAUGCAUGUAACUUCUACAUGUUGGAUGGCCAUUUGUCAUGGAUGCUUUAGCUGAGAUUCCUACAUUGCAUGGGGAUGACUAGAUGACCCUUGGGGUCCCUUCUAACUCUACAAUUCUAUGAUUCUAUGUCUAGAUAGACUGGAACAAAACUAUUUUAAGCAGGUGGAAUAAAGAGUACAGUGAAGGUGCCUGAUGUCCUUAGGCAGGGAGUUCCAAAGUGUAAGUGAUCCCACAUUAGAAUAGAAUAUCAAUUUCUUAAGAGUGUGGAAUGGAUAUUACAAGGCACCUGUAACAGUGCCAGUUCUGAAUUCUACUAUCUCAGUCUACUGCUUUCUUCUAUGUGUGAUGUCUCAGACUCAGAGAAUGGCUCUGAGUCAGAAUUAUGACUCAUCAGACUUAGUUCCCCAGGUGAAAUCCCUAUUUGUAAUGUAUCUUGCUACGCAGAGAACUGUCUGUGUACGAAAUUUGCAAGUCUCCUCUCCAGCAGAAAGAGUUACUCCUGUACUGAGUUUUCUUCUUGUUUUCAGGAGAGAGUGAGUGGAAGGGAGUGUUAUACUUUGCAAUCCAUCCCAUGAUUCACUGGACAAACAAUGCCAUUCUCCCUCCGCAAAGGAAGCAAGGGAAACAAAGAACCCAUUCAAACCUAGUGAUCCAGAACAUGAAUAAUCUGCAUGUGGCAAAGGGCAGCCACAAUGCCUGUUAUAAGAAUAGCCUUUUUUAAUGGUAGGAUUCCAGGACAUCUAUUGUGCUAUGAAACUCUGACUAAGGUCCCUUUUGAUCUGGCCCAUAAGAAGUAAGUCCAGCGUGGUGGUAGUAUAGAAUCACUAGUAUCUGAAAUGCUUAGCUAUUAAAGCACCCUUACCUCCAGCUUUAAAAAUGACUUGAUCUGUAAACAUGAACAGGAGAUCAUACUUCUCUCUGUGUCACGAUAAGCUUUGGUUACUGAUUUCUGCAGAUCUGGUGCAGUUGAUAGCACAGGUAAUUUUAAUUUUGUUUGGGUGCCAAUCAUAAGUCAAAUGAAAUAAAGUUAUUUUAAAAACAAAUAAUGCAACCAUUAGUAAAUGUGCAAACAGAUAUGCCACUCAGUGAAAUCAGUUAAAAACUUUAUGCUUUGCUGGGCAGAAGCAAGCAAGUUUUGUUUACCAUCGGGAUAGCUCAGUUGGUUAGAGCGUGGUGCUGAGAAUGCCAAGGUUGCAGGUUCGAUCCCCAUAAGGGACAGCUGCUCUGCAUUGCACAGCAUUGGACUAGAUGAUCCUCAGGCUCCCUUCCAAAUCUAUGAUUCUAACACGAAUGGAGUAGUCAAUUGAAGAAAACCCGCCACACCAGAAUGUUGUGGGCAUUUAAUGUCUCCGACGAGUGACAAGGAGAUUGUCAUCUAAAUGACAGAAGGAUGGAACUCAGGCAAGGGAUCUCUUCUGGGAGGUAGUUCCCAGGAUAUAGCACGACCAUUAAAGUCCUGCUCCAUGCUCUGACAGAGGACAGCUUCACUUUGUAAGCAGGAAGAACCAGGUAUGCAUAUCUACUCCUAUUCAUCUUAAUGAUUCAAGGAAGUUGUAUAGGAGAAGACGGUCCCUAAAGUAUUUUGAUAGCUAGACUGCUCUUUCUAGCCAUGAAAAGUUUAGAAUUCAUGAUAAAUAUAUUUUUUAAAAAUCUGGUUUAGGCUAUAAACGAACAAACAACCAGCAUGGGUUGUAGUUCAGUAGCAGAGCACCUGCUCUGCACACAGAAGAUUCUGGGUUCAAUCCCUGGCAACUUCAGGUAGGGUUAAGAUUAUCCCAAGUCUGAAACCCUGGAAAGCUUCUGCCAGUCAGUGCAGAGAGUACUCAGGUAGCUGCACCAAUGGUCUGACUCAAUAUAAGGCAACUUCCUUUGUUCCACAGUUUUUUUAAAAAAACAAACCAAAAGAACACCACCCCUAAAAAGUAAAAGCUCACAAAAUGGGUUGGGUGUGAGGGAGUUGUGCUGCUCAUCACCAGUCACGACAAAGGUACUAUUCAACAGCCAUCCAUGACCAUUCCACAACCACAUUCUAUAUGGCUGUUGGUAGGGGAUGCGGGUGGCGCUGUGGGUUAAACCACAGAGCCUAGGACUUGCUGAUCGGAAGGUUGGUGGUUCGAAUCCCCGCGACGGGGUGAGCUCCAUUGCUCGGUCCCUGCUCCUGCCAACCUAGCAGUUCAAAAGCACGUCAAAGUACAAGUAGAUAAAUAUGUACCACUCCAGUGGGAAGGUAAACAGCGUUUCUGUGCGCUGCUCUUUUUCGCCAGAAGCGGCUUAGUCAUGCUGGCCACAUGAUCCGGAAGCUGUACUGGCUCCCUCGGGCAGUAAAGCGAGAUGAGCGCCGCAACCCCAGAGUCGUCCGUGACUGGACCUAAUGGUCAGGGAUCCCUUUACCUUUACCUUAAGAGCACUGAAUGCACCAGCUAAGGCAAGAAUCGCAUUUCCCAGCAACAUAACUUACAUUUGAGUGCUGGCUGGGGAAUUGUGAUAAUCCACAAAACAGAAGUACUGCUGUGAAGGAAGCCCAUCAGAUUUCCCCACAGCAAAUGUGUAACAGCCCUACAUCUACUACUGCUCAAGAUAGUUUUCUGGCUUCGCUUAUCAAUACCGUUAAUCCUGCUGGUUUCCUUCUUUGCUUUUCUGAAUUUAAGUUGACGCUUGAGUUUAAGCUGUGCAGUUAAGAACUGACAGCCAAGGAAGAGUUCAUCUUGCCUUGAAGCAAUGUUCCUAUAUAAAUUGGAGGCUGCUAUCCCACAAGGCAUGACAUCAGUCCUGGAGAGGGGAUGUCAAGAGGAGGCAAGCUACAACUGGUGCAGGGAGCAACCAGAGCAAGGUUCUCAGAAGAGAAAAUGUGCUCAGACUUCAAUUUUUACCAACUUGGCAUGCUCAUCAGUAUCAGAUCAGAGAAAGGACAGGCAGGUUAUAUCAAACCUCACCUUGUUUAUGGAUCACAAGCAGCCACUCACAGCUUUGUCAAUUUCAAGCAAUUUCAUGCAAGUGCACAAUGACCUGGAACACAACCCCUGCACAAAUGGGGAGUUGCCUGUAUUUCAGUAGUACAAAUCAAAGGUUUCCCUUUAUCCUAUUAUAUAAUUCUGAUUGCCAUGGAUUAUGCUGUUGCCUUUCUCAUCACUCUUCCACACGCACACACCCAUUUAAAUGUAUUUCUAAUGCUCCACUUUGUGAAUGCAAACUGCUGUUUUUAUUUAGUUUUUAAUUAUAUCCUGCCAUAUUUAGUAGGAUCUUGAGGAUCCACGGAAAACAGUUUCACAGGGAUUUCAGUUUCAGGGCAGAAUAUCGUUUGGGUUUCUAAGAAGAGUCUCUUCAUUAAGAAGUAUAGAUCACAGAGCAUAGGAAGCUAUCAGUUUCUGAGAUAAGCUAAUGUGUAUGUUAGUGGAUUUCUUUUUCUCCAAACACAGCUGAAAAAUUGAAGCAAAGUUUUAAUUCCGCUUGUUUGCAGGAGCCCAAAGGAAGAAGGUCUUCAAGCAGAAGUUGACCAGCUGAAUGAUGAGAUGAAGACUAUCAAGAAGAACCAUGAGAAGGUGAAUGAGUAACAGACACAGUAACACUGGGUGGCCUUUUUGACAGGCCAGAUAUCACAAACACCUCCAAGUGGCAAUUUAAAGAACAAAGUAAACAAACAGCGAUAUUGAAAAAUGGACCAGAAGAUAGGCAAAUCUUGCUGGGUCAAGGAUCAUCCUGUUGAUUCCCAGGAAUCCUCCUGGAUUCUUUUUUUAAAAAAAUUACAGCUUUCAGGUGGAUGCUGACUGCACCUAGUAAUUUGCUAAUUUUUAAUUUGUUAGUAAGGCCUAUGUCUUUUCAUGUCUAUUUGAGUCAGUUCUUAAGGACUUUGCCCUGAAAACGUCAGUUCAGGAUUAGGUAUCUGUCUUAUAUUUUCUCUAGAGACGAUGGAUGUAAAUUUUAGAUUCUAUGCAAUCUCCUUACUUACCUUCAGUACACCUUUCACUCUCUUGUCAAUUUAGGGUUCAAUCUCCUCCCUGGCAUAUUUUCAUAAUUUCUCAAGGUUGAUUUUAAUAUUUCUAGCAAUGUGCUUCCCAAAUUCCUUUUUCACUUGCUUUAUUGUUAACAUACAUUUGUUUUGCCAGAGUGUGUGCUCAUUUGGGCAUAACACUUACGAUGGUUUUUUGUAUUUCACAUAUUCAUAAAAAUAAAAAUAAAGAGAAACAGAUGUUGACGAUUGUACACUUGAUCCAAAACUGCCUUUCUUCGACCUUCUAGCUCUCAUUAACAGCCAUGUGAGACCUAUUCCAGAGUCACUUAUGAAAAGGCCUUAUAUCUCCAAUGUAAACAAGUAUCAAGUGAUGCAUGUUGGAGCAAAAAAAUAUAUAAAUUUCAAGUAGAUUCUCAUGGGGUCUGAACUGGAGGUGACAGACCUUUUCUGUGAACCGCCCUGAGACCUCCAGGUAUAGGGCAGUAUAUAAAUUCAAGAAAUAAAAAUAAUUAAAUAAUUUUAAAAACUGGAUGUAUUAAGACUCUGCUUUGUACACACGGUGUGGAAAUUGGGCUGCAUUGCUAUGUUCACUUGCCUAGGUGUAAAUCCUAUAGAACUUGGUGAAACUUACUUCAGAGUAAAUAUGCAUAGCACCAGGCUGUUAAUUGCAGGCUCCUGGCCUAAUAUUUCAGCAUAUAUGCUUUGCAGUGUGAGUUCAUGAGUUUAACAUCUGAUGAAAUCCCAAGAAUCUUUAAGCAGAAAUACUACCAUUUUAUCUGUGAUCAUGCAGUAGCUGGGAAUAUUAGUGAAAUCAGUGGAACAAGAAAAGAAGCAUUAUCCUGGAAUAAACUUUAAAUGAGGCCUGUCUUUUGCUGAUUUUUCUUUUGCUGGCAGAUAAUUUGGGCCUUUGCUUUUUGAUAAGCCUCUAAUUUCCAUUAUUUCUCUUGUCCAUCAUUCCCUUUAUUUUUUUUUAUUUUUCAAAAGGAAAUAAAAGUGAUGGAAGAUAAACUUGCAAAGACAAAAAUGCAGGUUAUGUAUUUGCAAAAGGCAGCAAAACCCCCCUCAAGAAAGACGGAUGACGAAUCAGACACCGAGUCUAGCACUUCAUUGGAUGAAGGGGCCAAAUUAGCAUGCGAGUGCUUCGAGGUAGGAGCUACAAUGCAUACUCUCUGAUGCACUGUACUGCAAAUUGGUAGAAUGCAGUGUUUUUAUUUUACAUUUAAUAAUAAUUAAGUCACAGAAGUAUAAUCAUUUGGUGAUAUCCAGCUAAGUCAUACUUGAAGUAGGCUCAUUGAUUUCAUGGCUUCUACUGAUUGUGACUAACAUUGGAUAUAACCCACUGCAUAUAUUCUUGCUGCUGCUUCUGGUUUUACAAGUUGCUGAUGUAAGACAACAGUUUUUGAAAGAGACGAAGGUGGUAUGCAGAGCUGUACCUACAUGGUGCGCAUAGACAUUUCUUGUGUCCCACACAAUUAUUUAUGUUCAAACAGAUGUUUGAAGCAAGAAAUACGUAUGUAGCUCAUCAUCAGUUCCUCCAUUCCACUUCAAAUUAUUUACUGUUUCCAGCCACGGGCUGAAUUUUUAUCCAAUCCUGAACCUCAUCUACCACAUGUACCGUAUAUUUUUCUUCAGCAAGAAUGCUGCCUGUUGCCUCACUACUUUGCUGGUGUGUUCUCAGCAUAGUAAUUCUGAAAAAUGCCAGUACAUGGGGGGGGCGGGGAACGUGACGCUAGGACAGGGGUAGGCAACCUAAGUCCUGGGGGCCAGGUGUGGCCCAAUCGCCUUCUCAAUCUGGCCCGCGGAUGGUCUGGGAAUCAGCAUUUUUUUACAUGAAUAGAAUGUGUCCUUUUAUUUAAAAUAUAUCUCUGGGUUAUUUGUGGGGCCUGCCUGGUAUUUUUACAUGAGUAGAAUGUGUGCUUUUAUUUAAAAUGCAUCUCUGGGUUAUUUGUGGGGCAUAGGAAUUCAUUCAUUCCCCCCCCCCCCGAAUAUAGUCUGACCCACUACAUGGUCUGAGGGAUGGUGGACCGGCCCAUGGCUGAAAAAGGUUGCUGACACCUGCGCUAUGAGGCAUUUAUAGCAUGCAAUUGGCAUUUAUAAUGCCUAACCCUGGGGAAGAAGGGCUUUUGGAGUAAUAUUUUGAAGGCUUUUUGGUGUGUGUGUGUUUUUUAAACAGGCUCACACCGCACCAUAAAUCCCUUGUUUAAUGCAAGUGUGUGCCUCCUGUCAAUCACCAGAAGGGAGGGAGGCAAUGAGAAGCAGAGGAUUGGUGCAGUGUUGGUAUGCUAGGGGGUUGGCUAGAUGCUGGGAAAACAUUUGAGGCCAGAAACAGAAUACUAGACAUUCUUCAUGCAUCAGGAUUCAAAUGAGAUUAAACUGCAUGAGCUGCAAAUGAUAUCCCAAGGAACUGGAACAGAGCUGGAAGCCACUUGCGCUCUCUCUUUCUUUCUUUCUCUCUCUCUAUCUCUCUUUUACAGUAUUUCCUAAUGUUCCUUUCACAACAGACCUGCCUUCCUCUAUCAGCAAAUGACUGUACAGUUUAUAUGUAAACAACUGAAGAAACUGUAGAAGAGCUAAACCACUUUUAAAAAGAAAGAAAGCACAGGACAGCAGCAUCAAGACCCAAAACUAGUCAAAACCACCAUGUGACAUCAGUGGGAGCAGUGUAUUGUCAGUUUGCACUUACUGCAAAUGCCCCUCUUAAACAGCAAGCCCACGUUGCUUCAAUGGCCACCCUGGCAGGAACUCCCAUGCACCCAUUGGUUAGGGUGUUGGACUAGGACUUGCGAAAGCAGGCUUCAAAUCCCCACUCAGCCCUGGAGCUCUUGGGCCAGUCCCCAUCUCUUAGCCGAACCAAGCUCACUGGGUUGUUGUGAGGAUGAAAUGGGGAGGAGAACCACGUACACCACCUUGAGAUCCUUGUAUAUAAAGGUUGUAUAUAAAUGUAAUAAAAUAAUAAAUUGUUAUAGCUGGGAUGCCACUGAAGCUUUUCAUAUCAAGUGCACCACAAACCCACAAAAGAGAGUGCAUGCAGUGGUGGAGCUUCAUGCUCCAGCACCGGGGGGGGGGGGGCAAAGAGCAGGCGGGGGCGGUGCUGGCACACGUCCUGGGGGCUGGGCACACUGCCUGCGGGGGUGGGGCGCCCAGCACGGGCAGGGGGACAGCUGUGAUGGAACCCCACCAGGAUCACAUUGCCGGGGGCGGUGCGCUCCCCCCACACUCCUCUUCCUCCGCCAGUGAGUGCAUGCAGUCCCAUGAGAAGGGCUGAAACCAAGAAAAAUAUAGCUCCGUCUCAGCACUCUCCUCUGUGGGUUUAUUGUGAGCAUCAAUUAGAGAUCAGGGGGCAGAAGUCAUUGCCCUUCUCCCUGUCAAUGACUCGCUCUUGUUGCCCAUGGCUGCCUGGGCAAUGCUGAGCUGUAGAAAGCUCAUGUGAGAAACAGGAAAAGCUCCUGGGCCAAAGUGAAGCUUUGUCCCUCAGAGAUGUCAGUAACUCAAAGCUCAGAGGAAAGUCCAAGCAGCUCCGCAAUGGUAGCUUAACAGGAAAGGUUAGGAGAGGUGUGAGAUUGGGUCAAAGCAAUUACUUCAUUAUCUUGACAUCAUUUCAGAGAGACAGAGAGGUGUGCACAGAGCAGCCAAGUGGCUAAUGGGAGGAGAGGGAGAGGAGAAGGAGCACAUCAGGCGAGAGCAAACCCAUAUUUUACAAAUCAUGUGCCCAGGGACACCACAGGCUCUUGUGCAGAGAGCCUCCAAGCUUCUUCAGUGUGUGCUGUUCCGACAGUAAAGAAAAAGACCAGCACCCCAGCACCAUACUUCUUAAUGAGGAUGAUGAUUCCUGGAUGGAGACCUUGUAAGCCAACUUAGUAAGAGAAAUGAGUUUUAAAAGAUUCAGAAAAAGUCCAGAACUUACAUAACUGCUUACAUAAGCUGCAGCAUCAAAGCAAGGCAAGAGAAGGAGGACACCUUGAGGCUGCAGCUGAGCUGAAGGGGCAUUGAAUAAGAGCAUAAGAAGAGCCCUGCUCAAGGUUCAUCAAAUUCAGCAUCGAAUUUCAUAGGCUGGCCCGUGAGAAGCUUCUAAGCAGUCAAGAGAGCUGGACUGUGCAUGCUCACCCUGUGCAAACCCCUCAGCCUUGCAUAAUCCCUUCCCUGAUUUGGGGUAGCUCAGUCGGUAGAGCAUGAGUCUCUGAAGCUCAGGGUUGUGGGUUUGAUCCCCAUGUUGGGCAAACGAUUCCUGCAUUGCAGGGGGUUGGACUAGUUGACCCUCUACAGUUCUAUGAUUCUGUUGCUAUUCAUGCAUUUGGGACCAAGUGUGCAGAGAGGCAGUCUGCUGAAUGUGUGUUGGCAAUCUCCAUGACCCACAAACCCUCACCCUGCUGAAGGCACGUCCCUAAUUGCAUCGAUAGCAUUGGAGAGGAGCCUGCGUGGGGCAUGAGCAUGCAUAUCCCCACAUGACUAUAAUUUUUAGGUUUCUGGAGGAGGACACAUUUGAUAGGCUGUCUGGAAUCUUGAAAAGAAGUACCUCUAUCACAGCAGUCUUCUCCACCUAGUACCCUUCAAAUGUUUCAGACUACAACUCCCACUAUCCCCGGCUGUUGGCCCUGCUUGUUAGGGCUGAUGGGAAUUCCAAAGCACACAAGCUUUGUGGAUGCCUUUCAUAAGGUCAGUGCCAUGAAGACAAGAGAACCCAGAAGAGUGUGAGGGCUAGAUACUUGACUCCUCAAAACCCACAUACAGAAACACCGCCAUCUAGCACAAUACUAUAUAGUCCAUCUCAGUUGAAUGAAGCAGCCUCAGAAGCAUGCCAUCUUAGUAUAAUAAGUUAAUAAGGUUUCAUAAGUAUAACCGCCUUCAGAGGCAAAUCCUUGUUUAAUGGGUUUUCCUGAAAAAUAAAGGCUGAGGGAUUAUGACUUGUCAAAGGGCACUUGGGUUCAACCGCUGAACUGAGCUGUGAUAGGAACUCAGAUCCAAGUUCAACACUUUUAACAUAGUGACUGUAAGCCACAUUCAUUUUUACAGUUGUAGUGUCUAUACAGUGGUGCCUCGCAAGACGAAAUUAAUUCGUUCCGCAAGUCUCUUCGUCUUGCGAGUUUUUCGUCUUGCGAUGCACGGUUUCCCAUAGGAAUGCAUUGAAAAUCAAUUAAUGCGUUCCUAGGGAAACCGCCUUCAGACCAGGUCCGGGGACAGUCUGUCCCCGGACCUCUUCUGAAGGCUGGGGGUGGCAAGGGCUUUUCUUCCCACCCCCAGCAUUUUAAAACCCCGGGACAGCGGAGGACUUCUCCGCUGUCCGGGCGAUCUUAAAAUGCUGGCGGGCGGCAUUUUAAAAUCACCCCGGGACAGCGGAGGACUUCUCCGCUGUCCGGGGCAAUUUAAAGCCCCUGGGAAGGCAGGCAGGGGGACAAAGACUUUGCCCCCGCCAGCCUUCAGAAGAGGUCCUGGACCUCUUCUGAAGGCGGGCGGGCGGGAGUCUUUGCUCCCCGCCUUCAAAAGCCCUCCGGGACAGGCAGCCAGGGGUGAGCAAAGACUUUCGCCCGCCGCCCGCCUUCAGAACGUCUUCCCGCCCCCCCGCCCGGCUCGGAGCACCGUUCCGAAGCCGGGCGGCGGGGAGGUCUUCCUCCCCCCGCCCGGCGUCGGAGCACCGUUCCGAAGCCGGGCGGCGGCGGGAGGUGUUCCCUCAUCCCCCCCCCCGGCGUCGGGGCACCGAUCCGAAUCCGGGCGGCGGCGGCUGGGGUUCCCUCCCCCCGCCCGGCUCGGGCACCGUUCCGGAGCCGGGCGGCGGGGAGGUCUUCCCUCCCACCGCCCGGCUCGGAGCACCGUUCCGAAGCCGGGCGGCGGGGGGAGGUCUUCCCUCCCCCCCCCCGGCAUCGGAGCACCGUUCCGAAGCCGGGCGGCGGCGGCAGGUGUUCCCUCCCCCGCCCGGCCCGGGCACCGUUCCGAGCCGGGCGGCGGCGGCUGGUGUUCCCUCCCCCCCCGCCCGGCUUCGGAGCACCGUUCCGAAGCCGGGCGGCGGCGGCAGGUGUUCCCGCCCCCCCCCCCCCGCUUGGGAGGCGCCGUCCGCAGCCCCGCGGCGGCGGGGGGGGGGGUCCCCCCCCCCCCGCCCGGCUUCGGCGGAGGUCCGAGGACCGUGGGGAAGACGCGCUGCGCUUCCCCGCUGUCCCUGAGAUUUCCUAUGGGCUGUCGUCUUGCGAAGCAAGCCCAUAGGGAAAUUCGUUUUGCGAAGCGCCUCCAAAACGGAAAACCCUUUCGUCUAGCGGGUUUUCCGUCUUGCGAGGCGUUCGUUUUGCGGGGUACCACUGUAUAUCAAAUCAGGGAGCUGCCUUGGUUAAUAUGUUGUAAAAGGGCUAAGUAGACCAAUAGACUGGCUUUAUGGUCUCUCUCUCUCUCUCUCUCUCUCUCUGUGUGUGUGUGUGUAUGUUGUGCUUGAACAGUGUUUGAACUACUCAGGUUUUGUUAUGGCAGUGUGGCAUCCUUCAUUUUAAAAACAAAAACAGCUGCCCCACCCUGCCUGGGUUAAAACUUCUGUUAUUUCCUAUGUGCAUGCACAUUAAAGUAACUUGUCCUAGAACUAACACUCUCUCACCCACACUUAUAUCCCACUUUUCUCAAUUUGUGUCUGUAUCAGUACUAAUACCCCUCUCUCUUUCUCAGAUGAUGGCAACCCAUCUUUAAAAGUACAGUACUGUUACUGUAGACCCAAGAUUAAUUGCAAUAACUGGCCAGUAGGGGGCACUCACUGCUUGCAAAAAGUUUGAUGCCUGUUUUCCUUUUUCUUCUCUAAAGCGAACACAUCAAAGCCCCAGAUUAUGCAGAGUGCUGACAUAUGCUAUUUCACUUGUAUUUUGUUUCAAUAUAUAGCCUGCUUCAUCGCAAAUGAUCAGAAUAAAAUAUUUUUUAAAAAGGCAAAAUAUAAAGUAACUCCAGUCACAAAACAUCACCACUAAUAAGAUCCUGAGCAUUUGCCAAAAAUAUUUGAUUCUGCUCUAUGAUGGCUGUUGAGUCCCAGGCCUUACAGAUUGGUUGCAUUUAUAACUGAAUCAGUCUUUUCCCUCUGGCCAAGCUCUGCUAAGGCAUUGCCCUUGCCUUUUCUGUCGCUUAUUGUCUCCUACUACCUCCUUUGUCCCAUCCUUGCUUCCCAUGUGCCCCCUGCCCCCCAUCACUGCAGAGACGUAUGGCUUAUCCCAUUGUUCUUUUCACUCUUUUCAGUCUUAAAAGGACUAGUCUACCAGGUGGAUUGAGGAUUAGUCCUAACACCUUUAUACAAAUAUAAGGUGGAACUGGGAAUACAGUAUACAGCUUUGAUCACCCCAUCUAAAAAAAAGAAAGAAAAAGAAAAAUAUAUACCGUAUUUUUUGCUCUAUAGGAAGCACCCGACCAUAGGACGCACCUUGUUUUAGAGGGGGAGAACAAGGGGAAAAAAUUCUCCCCUUCUCUGCUCAGCGCCCCUUCAGCGAAGCGGCAGGAGAAACGGAGCCCCUUCCAUUUCUCCUCCCGCUUCGCUGAAGGGGCGCUGCGCAGCUCUCCCUCUCUGCUGAAGCCAGGAGAGUCUUGCUCUCCCGGCUUCAGCAAAAGGAACCCGAAGCCUCCGGAGCGCAGCGGGAGCUCCUGCUGCGCUCCGGAGGCUUCACGUUGCUUUCGCUGAAGCCUGGAGAGCGAGAGGGGUCGACCCCUCUCGCUCUCCAGGCUUCAGCGAAAGCAACGUGAAACCUCCGGAGUGUGGAGGGAGCGCUCCCUCUGCGCUUUGGAGGCUUCGCAUUGCUAUCGCUGAAGCCAAGGAGCCUGCAUUCGCUCCAUAGGAUGCACACACAUUUCCCCUUAAUUUUUGGAGGGGAAAAAGUGUGUCCUAUAGAGCGAAAAAUAUGGUACAUUGCAGAGCUGGAAAUGCUACAGAAUAGGGCAGCCAGAAUGAUCCGGGAACUAGACCACCUCCCCCAAAAGGAAAGUCUAAAAUGCUUGGAGCUUUUAAGAUUAGAAUACAAGGUGACUAAGAUGGGACUUAGGAAAGAAUGCACACUGUGGAGAAAGUAGAUGUUUUUUCUCUCCCUCCCACAUCAUGGUAGAGGUUUGGUCAUACAGUGAAAGAUGAAAGGAAGUACUUCAUUGCACAAUGCAUAAUUGAUUUCUGGAGGUUGCUGCCCUAAUGUGUUGUGAUGGUCACUGGCUUAGAUGCCUUUUAAAAGGGACUAGACAAAUUCAUGAAAGGCUGAUCUAUCAAUAGCUGGAAAAUGCAACAAAUAAAUUCUAACUUGAGGGAUUGGCAGGCACUAAUAGUAUCUGACUUUCCCCCCCUCUUGUGUAGCUCUGGUCAGAGACAGGAACAAAGGUAACAUCAGAAACAAGUGAUCUACGGCUUCGGAGAAUUCCAAAGCACACAAGCUUUGUGGAUGCCUUUCAUAAGGUCAGUGCCAUGAAGACAAGAGAACCCAGAAGAGUGUGAGGGCUAGAUACUUGACUCUUCAAAACCCACAUACAAAAACACUGCCAUCUAACACAAUACUAUAUAGCCCAUCUCAGUUGAAUGGAGCAGCCUUAGAAGCAACCAGUAUGAUCUUAUUAAGUGUACCAUCUUAGUAUAAUAAGUUUGCCUGCUUACAGUUUGCCUGUAAUCACACUUUGCAACUUGUUAUUGUUCAAGUUCCCUUACUCCAGUGAAAUUCAGAGGAAGAUAGACUUUUGAUUAAGUGUUAAUGGCUCUGAAAUGAGAACAGACUGAACUAUGAACCCCAAAAUUUGGGAUCUGCUCCAAACUAGUGCCAAACCUUUGCAGUUGUUUUGCAGCACUUGGUAGCAAAAAACCCAUGUUUUGCAGCAUCCCUCCAACUGAGCAAUUGCUACUCAAAGCUAGGGUCAUAGCUAUCACCCCAAAAUGCAAUUGCAGGAAGCACAUCAAGAAAUACUUCAAGCCUGGGUUCCAAUGCCAGAGUUUUGCUAUUGUUUUGCAAACUUUUUGAAGUGAAACCCUCACAUUUUGUCACACCCCCAACAGUGGGUCACUGCCUUACUCAGUGUGGGUUGGGGCCAUAAUGGACUUACUCCCGACAAGCACUGUUUCUGGGGGAGAAAUUUUGGGGUUCGUAGUAGUUAUUGGUGCUGGGACAAUAUUUCCCUAUUUUAAAAUAGGACCUGACACAAUGGAACCCACGGUCUGUGUAUGUGUGUGCGCACAAGUAAGUGUGUACACACAUACUUCCACACAAGUGUCCCUCCCCCCAAGGAGCAGGCAAUGCCUUCAAGAGGUAAUCUGGCAGUCCUACAUAAGGAAUAUACUUCUGGGCGGUCCCUUGUUUGGGCAUGGGUUUGCUUAGUGUGCUUCAUGGAGGGAACAUAGCUGUAUUUUCCUGUGUAUAAAACGCCCCCAUGUAUAAGACGAUCCCUAUUUUUUGAGCCCAAAAUUAAGAAAUAAAUAAUUGCAACAUUCUGUGUAUAAGAUGACCCCCAAUUUUAAACUUAAAAAAUUUGGAGGGAAAUAUAGUCUUAAACAUGGGAAAAUACAGUAUUGUUACCUUUCCAUAAUCGGGUGUUUAUCGGUGUCAUCACUCUUCCUGCUUUUUAGUUUGGAAGUAUUUCGCUGAGUGAAGAGGAAAAAGAUGAAAUAAUCCUGAAAUUAGAGAAGGCACACAAUGGUGCGCUGGAGGGAAGCUCACAGGAAAGGUAAUUGCAAACCACAGGCUUUGUGACAGAAAGGACCAAAAGGGGCUUGCUAGAAAAACAGCAGCCUGUCUGAGGUAAGUCGCUAUCUGAAUACACCUGAGAAUGUAGUAGAAGCAUCCAAGGCAGCCUGUGGUCCUCUGUUUAUUGCUUUACAUCCUCUCAGCAGUGCUAUAGGGCAGGGUCAAAGGAACCUUUUUCAAGCAGAAGGCUGCAUACUUUUGAACCUGGGAUAGCUCAGUCUGUAGAGCAUGAGACUCUUAAUCUCUGGGUCAUGGGUUGGAGCCCCACAUUGGGGGUUGGACUAGAUGACCCUUGAGGUACCUUCCAGCCCUACAACUCUAUGAUUCUAUGAAAAGUGAGCGGAUCAACGAUUCUAGCAAUGAGAAGGCUAGAUUCUAUACACACUCGCAUACCCCUCUCUGUCCUCCAUCCAAGAAAGAGACAGUUCACAACAUGCUGCAGCCAAAGAAAAAUAAGCAAGGAGUAUGAGAAGCAGGGUCAGUAGGGAGUAAGGCUGGGGAGGGGAUGAGGUCUGGGGAGAGUCCUGGGGGCCAUUUAGAGAGGCUUGAGGGGCACAUUCACCCACUGGGUCUGAAGUUCCCCGCCUCUGUUAUGGGGAAAUCAGUACUUCCCUAUGUAUUUCCUCUUGUGGGGGGCGGGGACAAGCAAGGAGUUGUAUGGCAUGGCAGCCACCAUGGAUUCCCACCCCCCAACCUAGUGUCCCUGCUAUGCCCCCUUUUUGAAGCUGUCAGUUUCUGUCCUCUUUAAAGUGAAUGUGGGAAGUAGAGAGAAAAGAUGCCUCUGCUCCAGCAGACAGGGCGUGUGAAAUAUCCGUGAAGUACCACCAUUGCCACCCUGCAGAAAUAGCAAAUCCAGAUUAAAUUGGGGGGGCGGGGGGCGGGAUAUAGGGUGACAUUUUUAUGAGGACAAUGUCAAGUGACUACUACAAAAAAACUUGCACGCACAAACUACCAAGUCCACAGUAAACUUCCAAGCGGAAGUGCCGUGUAAAGCAGAAAAGGCUAGCAAAAUCCCUUUCCUCAUGCAGCAGUCCUGCUAUCUUUUUGAUGAAGAUGUACUCCCCACUCCAGUGCUAGAACACAAAUUUUCCAUUAGUUCUUUUGCAAGAACAAGCAAAUAGGUUAUGCACUUUGCGCCACAGCACCCCAUUUUAUGUGGAUAUCUGAAUACAGCACUAAGAAGAAUAUGUGGGUUUGUUCGUUGAAAAUUCUGGAUUAGCCCAAAGGAAUGCAUGUCAAACUCCCCACCCCCACUUUACAGUUCACCUUCUGAACCAUCCUCGUUGGCUGUCCUCACCUCUCAGAAAUCAGACAUCUUUUCAGUGCCUGACCCCAAAAUGGUAGAAUCGUCUUCCUUCAAUACGGCACCAUCUUCUGAGAAAAUGCCCGUGGGGAAAAGUAAGUUCAAAUUCUUCCUCUUUAAAAAUAGUCCGGCAUUGGCUAGUUGAUCAAAAAGUCGUACAUGCAAUGCAUACUCACACACACACAUGUGCAAUGCACAUAGGCCCAAUGUAACCUAGGUUAAUCUCUUGGACUGUUCCACGUAUGCUAAAGCAUUGACUUUACUGACAGAGCCUCUUCAGACUUGUGGGUUGGGUUCUUCUCUAAUGUAUUCUGUAACAGUGUCAUUGCCACAAUUAUGACAGAAUGCGAGCCUCUUACACCCCUUCCUCACACAACUGCUGCCCACCUGGGGUUGGCCAGUUGUGCCUUGAUUAGCCAUUAGUCUCCUCCACCACUUCCCUAUGAGCUCACAGCCCUUUCCCCAGACAAGAAGAAAUCUGGGGAUGCUCAAUUAAAUAUUGGCUUUCCAGAACCUAGAAUAAGCCACCCUGCAUCACUUACAGUUCACUCAGAGAGUAAAGCAAACCCUACAUCUGCCAGAGAACAGAUUAACUUUUUGGUCUUUAACAACCCCGAUCCUAGACUCCUGAAGCAGGAACCCAAACAUUCUAGGCACAUGGAGAAUUACAAGAAUCAUUGAUACUGGCAAACACAUGCACCUCUGACCCCACUAACUAAAUCACAAAGCUUUAUAAAGAACAGGAGGGGAGAUGACAAAUAGACAAAGCAGUUUAAAAGAAAAGAGCACUGUGGCUCAGAGCUAUGUAGGUUGACCUAAGCAACAACAGGCUUCUCAGUCUACUCACAAGUAACAGAACAUAGAUGAUCAGUUGCAGGUCCUCCCCACCUCCCCCAUGAGCAGUAAGGGACAACAUGAACUCCUGAUGAAGGGGUGGGGGGGCAAAGGCUUGCCUUCAACAGCUCACUCUUAAGAACUCUAUACCCCACCAUUUGUUGCCAUUCAGUGACCAAUCAGCCAUGUCAUGUUUUGCAGGUAAAAAGAAAAUCUACACCUUUGGGGGAAUAAUAGAAUGCAAGGGUCAGAGGAAACUAGUUAUAGUAUAUAGUUUAACAAACUAGUGUUAGUGUAUAACUAACUAGUGUUAGUUAAUGCCAGUAUUUCCCACCACCUCAUUGAGCUUCCCCCUUUUGAGGCUAUGACUACAAUCCUAUACACACUUACUUGGGAGUAGGUCUCACUGAACUCCAUUGGGCAUACUUCUGAGUGGACAUUCAUAGGACUGCAUUGUUUAUUUCCCAUGUCCGUGGAUGACUUUCCUGCAGUAAAAUAAAACUUAUGGAUGAAUUAUCAUCACGCUAUAGGAGCACAAUCCUGCAAACAAGUAAUUAUGGAAGAAUAACAGAAUUUCCUUUCUAUGUGGUGAAAUUUCUCUGUAAGACAAAAUACGUAUUUACUCUUUAGCUAUGCUAUUCACCAGUGUUCUUACAGGAACACAAACCAAAAGCCCUAAAGCUUCCACCCUAUGCUCAUAACCCACCAAGCAUGGGGUUAGGCCUGGUCAGGCUGGCAGAGGCAACCUUCCCUUUUGCCAUGACAAAAGAAAACUAUUGCAAAGCUGGCUGGUUACUCCUUCUCUGUCCCCAUGGUCUUCUAAAGCAUAAUAAGCACUGUUUUACCUCCAAAGUUCCCUUGCCUGUCCCUGCUGACACAUAAAACCUUUUCUCAAGCCCUCCAUGGAAUUGAUACCAUGGACACCAUAUUGAGCUGCUUGAAAGCUUGCCUUCUUUUUCCUUCCCUUUCUGCUGGCCCAGCGCCACCUAGUGGUCCUUGUGUUUAUACAGCUACCUCACACCGUCUUGUCCCUCCUUCUUUCAAGACAGUUUCCUCUUCAGGCUAUGGGUCCCUAGCCUGACUUCUCCAGCCCCUUCCUUAAACUAUUUUUCUCUGGGCCUUGUGUCCUUCCCUACACUUCCUGAGGGAAUCUCUUCCUACACGAGCAUUUUCACCUGCCCUGCCAGCGGCCUUCCCUGUCCCUGCUGUCUUACAGCAGUCUGAUCCUAGACUGAACAUUUGGCCUUUCACUUGUGUCAAAGAAAGUGUACAACAAAUAAUCUUGUAGCAUCUUCAAGACUAACACGUCCAUAAUGGCAUAAGCUUUGGGGACUAAAGUCCACAAUUGUAUCUGGCUGUUAGGUUUUAAAAAAUCAAUUAUUCCCCUAUCCUCCCUGAUAACAUGGCAAGCAAAACAAACUAGCCCCUAGUCCUGGCACAUUCUUUCUGAGCAACUAAACUAUUUUAACUUUUCAUAGCACAGUGACUCAGCCAGUGGCGGAGCAGGUGUAUUGAUUGAUUAAGUGAGGUAAUUCUACUUUUCAGUUAGAUAAAUUAUCCAAUACAUACGACAUGGAGGUAACAGUUGUUGUUUUUUUAAAGCAACUCUACAAUGUUCAUAAGUUAUUAAAAAUUAGCAUUCAUGAUCCCGCCUGGUACGGACACAGGAGACUUUGGAAUUCCCUCCCUAGUUCAUGAAGCUAGACUGCUUCCCGCCUUGUUGUCCUUCCACCAGCAGGACUUUUUUGUUUCAACAGGCUUUUGGGUAUGGACUGCUUUUUAUGAAAGGGCUAGUGCGGUGUUGUUUUUAUUGUAAUUAUUUGUAUGGGUGUUUUUUUAUACAUGUUAUAUAUGUAUAUAGUUUUACUUCCAUCAAUGUUUAAUUGCUUUUUAAUGAUUGUUCUUUUCCAUGUUUUUAGCGGUUCUCAUUUUUAUAUGUAAGCAGCCUUGUGUUCCAUCAGGGGGAAAAGGCGUGUCUAAAUAAAUAAACAAAUAUUCAUAAAUACAGAUAACUUAUUUGUAUAAUGUACUUAUUUAUUAUUGGAUUUACAUCCCACCUUUCAGCCAAAGCACCCAAGGCAGUUGAUAAGUUGAAAACAUAAAGUGAUAUGUAAGAGAGAACAGAGAGACUUCUCUCAGACCCACUAAGGGUCAUUUCCGGAGCUAAUGGCCAGUGCUCUGUGGCCUGGGCUUCUCAUCUGCCUUCCCCCAGGGCACACAGGCCUUUUCUAAUGCAGCUAAUAUCACCACAAUGUAAUGUCUGACUUUCAGCUACAGUGGUUUUCCCUGGAAGUUUUCAUUAGUUUUUCAUUAGUUUUCAUUCAUAUGCCAUAUGAUUAUAUUAUGUUUCAACUUUUGAAAGCUCCUUCCCUGGAUCGUUGGAGCCUUGCACAGUCUCGUGCACUGUCAGAGGAAGAAAUGCACACUCACAUUUUGGCCUGCCCCUUCAUAGAAGAAUGCAGGAGGUGAGUACCUUCAGAGCUCAACUCUGGUGUGAGAAGCCUCUGCCUUGCAGUUUCACCGGACUUAAGGAGAGACUCCUGCAUGCUUUCUGUUACUUUCCAUUUUGAAGCAAACAUUAUUCCUUCCUCCUGGAUGGUCUGUACGCUACUCCACUGUGUGUGAGAUUCUCAGUAAAAGCUCAGUCAGUAAAAGACAGGGUGCACCCACCCAGUAGCAACCCAGUUGCCUACCUGGCUUUCCAAUUUUGAGUUCAGUGCUGGUAAAGAAGAUGGGGAGGGGUGAGGUGGCAGGGAUGUUGGCGCAGUGUGGGCACAGUGGAGGGAGUGUUUGAUGGGCUCCACCAGUGCCGGUACACCGCUGAACUCCCUGUCACCUUUUCCCUCUUAAGUUACUGGCAGCGGCCUCUGCCAUGGGAAGCCAGAUGACCAAUGCCAACCUAGGCUGCUGUGCCCUGCUGACCACUCCUGGCUAAACCUGUGUCCACCUUUUCACUGAAAGCUGCACCCAGCGGCCACCCACCCCAUCCUCUCAUAGUGCAAUAGUAGUUCUGCCUUCAAAUGAGGAGAUAAGCUUUUUCAGAGCAGGGAGCAAAGACCUUUCUUUGCAAGUUUCACUUGGCACGCUUUGGGACAACAGUGCAGAACAAGCAACCCACUUUCAGCUUUUUAGUGUUUGCUGCCCCACUUCGGAGCGCUUUUUGAGGCCCUGUAUCAUUCAUCAGUUUGCCCAUCCUUUUGUGUAGUGCUCCUUUUCUGAGACAAUGUUCUGGCCCUACCUGCUGUCCACCACUGAUCAACAUGAAGGAGGCCCUCAGCAAUGCAGGGUAGGGUCCACCCCUGAGGCACCCUCCGCCAUUCUGUCAGACAGGUGUCUGGUGGAUCCGGAGCUGCCAAAGAAUCGUAAGUUAUAAAGACCCAGAGAAGCAAAGUUGGGAAGAAGUUGGGCUUUUCACAUUAUGUGGAUAACUGUGUGCUUAAAAGCAUCAGCCAUCUAGACUUACAAGUCCACUACAGUGGUACCUCGGGAUGCGAACGGGAUCCAUUCUGGAGCCCCGUUCGCAUCCUGAACAGAACGUAAGACGCGACUGCAUGCCUGUGCAUGUGCGGGUCGCAUUUUGCCGCUUCCGUGCAUGCAUGUGAUGUCAUUUUGACCGUCUGUGCAUACGCGAGCGUCGAAACCCGGACGUAAGCGCUCCGUUACUUCCGGGUCACCGUGGAGCACAACCCGAAAAUACUUAUCCUGAAGCAUAUUUAUCCUGAGGUAUGACUGUACUAGCACCUCCAGCAUCACCUUAAACUCACAAAGCAGCAACCCACUCUGUAACCACUUUGUGUAGUGUGCAAACAUCUGCUCAACUCAUGACUACAUGCCCCCACGUGUGUGUGCACACAUGCACACACAUACACACACGAGCCAACAUUCUGCCAACGAUCCCGUCAUGUUUACCACACAAACCUCAUUGCUUAAGGAAUAGCUGUUAGAAUCACUUCACCUCAGAUGAAGUGACUUUACCAGACCACUUCCCUCUCACAUCCGCUCUAAAUCCAUGUGCUUUAAUUACCUUCUUAUGUGCCUCCCCUCCCCCCCCCCACAACUUUUUGGCUUUUAACCUCCCCAGUUGGCUUCUUAUUUUUUAUUGCUUUUACCAUCCUCCUGGAAUAUGUAAUGGAGGUGGAGCGAAUAUGAUCUCUGACAGGAUGUGCUAUUUUGCCUGUUCAUCUGUGACACAGCUUCUUGUCAGGCUUUUCUGCUCCUCCUCCACAGACCUGGUAUUCACUAGGAAAUUGCAAAUGGCCAAUCUGCAUAUGGCAAAUAUUUAAUAAUAUUGGAAGUAUAGUAAAAAUAUUUCUGUUGAAGAUAAACAUGUAUAUCUGUAGUUAACCCAAGAAACUAUAGCUGUUUAUACUCUAUACCUUAAAAGCACAUUCAAAGCACAGUCUUUUCCUCAAAGAAUUCUGGGCACUGUAGUUUACCCCUCACAGAGUUACAAUUCAAAUCCACAUGUUAACAAACAGCAGUGCCCAUAAUUCUUUGAGGAGAAAAAUGUUCUUCGAAUGUGCUUUGAAGGCAUAGAGUGUACGUAAUCUAGACUUUGUAUAGAUGUGGUCUCUCCCACCCCCACCCCCAAAUAUAGUUUACCCCAGGAUUGUCAGGGUGGUGCUCAUGGGUGCAGUUGCACAUGCAGAGGCAUUCACUGGUUCUCAGAGGCUUGCUUCCCCUGCUGAAAUUAGGCUUUUUGUUGCAGCCAAAAAAGCAUUUUGUUGCAGCCAAUAGAAAGAUUACAGAGUGUGCUUGGCCAUUGUGUGCAUGUAGUGCUCAUGACAGUUUGUCCAAUUUGCAAGUGCACCCAUGAGCAAGAAAAGGUUGGUGAUCUGAGCUUUGCCCUAAAUGAUCCUUUUCUAAUUCUACUAUGUUUCCAGACAAAUUCACAACUGUCUCAGCUGCUACUACUCUUGUAGCUUCAGACCGCCAUUUUCCUUAUACUGGAAACUAAGUGCAGUGGAACUUGGUUUUUGAACGUAAUCCAUUCUGGAAGACGUUCAACUUCCGAAAUGUUCAAAAACUGAAGCAUGCAUUUCUGGAAGCAUUUACUUAUGGAAAAUUCAAUAUGGAAGCCGUGUGGCACGUUUGACUUCUGAAAAGCGAAGCAGUUACUUUCAGGUUUUUGGCAUUCGAAAACUGAAACAACCGACUUCCAAGACGUUCAGAAACCAAACUUCCACUGUACAAAAGUUACAGAUGACUAAGUUGGUCUCUGAGAAGACUUGUUCUCUUCACAAUUGCCUGUGCUUCUCUCAGUUGACUUCUAACCCACCACCUGUCUGGAUUUUCACUUUUUGAAAUAUGGCAGCCCUAGAUACCUCCCCUCUCCCAUAUCUCUUACCUUACUUCUUUUGUCUGCCUUACACUUUAAGAACCCCAGAAGUAUUCCAUCACAGGCCCAUAAGUAGCAUAGCUCAUACCAAUUGUUUCUAAAUCAGUCACACCUAACCCAUCUUUUUUCUCCUCUUCCCACUUUCUUCCCCUAGAUGCCAUAUUGGUUCAGGACCAUUAAGGAUUGUGAGUGUACAUAAUACGGGCAAAUUUGUCCGAAUCUUCAAUACAUUAUUGAACAAGGAAAUAGAUUUAAGUGGCUACAUCAUCCAGCAGUGGGUUAAAGACUUCCCAGUGUCUAUCUAUCGUUUCCCGAAUGGCACCAUUCUGCCUGCACAGCAUCACAUCACAGUAAGCAGCAGGGACCUCUCCUGCUUCCCAAUCCUGAGUGUGAUAUAGAUAUACAAACCAUAUUUUUCCAUGUAUAAGACGCCCCCAUGUAUAAACCACCUCCUAUUUUGGGGGACUAAAUUUAAAGAAAAUGAGGGGAGAUGGCCCAAAGUUGUUGAGCUUUUUUUAGGGGGAAUUGCACUCAUGCCAUCAAAAUCACCCCAGCAAAUCCAUUGCUGGGGGUUGGCAAAGUGGGCAUCCACUCACCCCACGCCACUGAGGGUGGGAAGCUUCCUAGAGCACGGCCACCAACCAACUGGCUGGUGUGCACAGCUUCCCCUCCACGCAGCUGCGGGAAACGCUCCCUAGAGUACACACCUCCCACAGCGGCAUGGGGGGGGAAGUUGCGCGAUUGCAGCUCGCAACUCCCCCCCCCCCCAAUAUCCGUGUAAAGGACAAUCCCAGUUUUUUGACAUGAUUUUUGAGUCAAAAAACCUCGUCUAAUACAUGGAAAUUACGGUAUAUAAGAUAUUAUCUUGCUGAACAAUAAUUUCAUGCCACAGGUAGUCCAAAACAUUUUGCUUCAGACAGAUGACAUCAAUAUGAACUGAAAGUUAGCCCACUGGAUUUAAGAACUCUAAAAAGUUGUUUUUGCUAUAAAAUUUUUCUAUAUCCUAAAAAAAGUUGAGUUUGAGCAAAGAAAGAAAGAAGGAAUCAGUUGUCUCUAUCUGAAAUAUUUCUAAAUUGUACUGUGCGCUUAUGGGUACUAAAAUAUUUUUAAAAAGCAAAAUGGUUGUAUGGGAAGUGUUGCUGCUUUCCCAGAAAUGUGUAAUUCUGACCAACAAAACAGAAUGUAUUUCUACCAGCAUUACAGGGAAAUAAUAGACUAUAUAUGGGUGGAAUUUAACAUCGUGCUAACACAAUUGCUCCAUCAGCACAAGCAUUUAUGUUUGCCAGACCAGGUUUUUUUUAAAGCAGAUUUCCUGACUGCACAGGAAUUUAAUGAGCAAAGCCAAAAGGGAUUAACAAAUUAGUAGUAGUUUUCUGGACUAGUUCACUUACUGGAUCUCCUUUUCAUUCCAAAUUGUCUUUCCAAGUAGCUUUUCUCCCCAUGAGGUCUGCAAAAACAGGGCACCAGGCUACAGUUACAGAUGAAAAUGGGAGGUACUGUAGGUCAUACAUUAAUGUUGUGUCUCAUCCAUUUGCACUAUAUUUUAUAGGUGUGGGCUGCAGGGGCCAACCUUGCUCAUGAGCAAGCUUCAAACAUGCCACUAAGCAGGCAACAUUUUUUCAGAACGGGUCCAGAAUGCACGACCUGCCUCUGUGACUACCAUGGCCAGGUGAAUUGCUUUGUUUAAUAGUCUGAAAGGGAAGGGAUGUACAGUGUGUUAUAAUUUUCUGAGUUUUAAAAAUUAAAAAGGGGGAAAGGCCCAAAAGGUUGACCUUCCUAAGGUAAUGAUAGCCAACGUGGGACCCCCCCCCCAGAUGUUGUUGGGUUACAACACUAGACAUGAUGGUUGGGGUUGAUGGGAAUCGUAGUCCAACAACACCUGCAGGGCACCACAUUGGCUAUCCAUGACGUAGGGUGGCAUUGUAUCAGAGUAAACUUAAGCAUAGAUUUGUAAUAUGAAACAGUAUUUGAGUGUGGUGGAGCUCAUGAAUAUACAUGAAAUGGCUGUUAUGCACACUGUAAACAGUGAGAUGUUUAUGUGAACCCAAAGUGUGCCUUGGGGUUGGUUUCUGUUGAAUGAGGUCACCAAAGACCUAUGGCAUUUCUGUGACUUAAGGUGUUGUUUACAUGGCGAGUGAAGCUGCAAUUGGUUCCCCACAUCCAGGGAACAGUGUAUCUCUGUGUGUUUAUUUUGUGUGUCAGUUAUAGUACCCCUGCCCCAAAGAGAACAUCACAGCUUGUUUGGAGCAGAGCAUUAGUAGUUAUAAGCCAGCAGCUAAAUAUUAAUGGCCACUUCUAAAAUUUUGAAUAAAUGAAUAUAAACCUAAGUAUGUGAUCCUAGAUUGUAAUUUCUGGAUCAACAGCUGAUACACAUUUAUGGCUGCUGGGAAUGAAAGACAUGCUAAAGGACUUGCAUGCCCUGAGGGGAAAGCAGAAGAGGGAAUGUCUACCAUCCACUUCUGAAUAGAUCCUGAGAGAAUCCGUCCUUUUCUCAUGCAUUGAUAUAACAAAUUGUCAACUACCAUGGGAGCAUUGAAAAGCAGUACUGUAUUAUAUAAAUGUUGAAGUCUGGUGAAUAAGUUUAUUUUCCUUUCACUUUCAUCUUCUAAGAUUAUCUCACAAUAUAGAGGUCCUCAGCACUUCAUGGCAGCUGCAGAUGCCUAUAGCGAUAAUGUGGACCUUUCAGUGGACAAAUUUCCCCUCAGUGAAGAUGAUGAAACUUUUGAGUCCUUGCCUUCGAGGCCAGACGUAGCUUCGUCCCAACGAAUUCGUAGAACUUCAGGCAUCUUGGUAAACAAAAGGUAGAGAUUCAAUCUAGGAGUGUGCUGGUGAAAAACAGGUAGAAGGAAUGGAGUACAGUCAGUAUCAUGCAAUGGUUUGCACAUAACACUAAGCCAUGGUUUAUUAAACCAUAGCUUAGUGUUAUGCAUGACCCCUUUUGAGCCACUUAACUAUAGUUUGCUUACUGCAUACAAACCACAAGCUGAAUUCAUUAUUUGUUAUUGGCUCACAAAUCCUGGUUUAUUUUACAUGUUUGGUGUUAUAUGUGAACCUAGCACCUUUCCUUAACCAUGGCUUGUUUGACACUCCCUGUCUUCUAUAAAUUCACAAAACUAGAAAGGCAUGAGGCAAGAUUAGCUCAAAAACCAAACAAAUGUUGGAGAAACAAGUCGUGUUUUGUUUGAUUGUCUGUAAGGCAACUUGUGGUUAACUCAUGUUUUGUUAAACAAAGCAUGGUUUAAAACAAACUAUGCUUUAGUGUUAAGUGCAAAUCAUAACAUUACUAUCACACUGCUAAUAUCAAACUCAUGCCCUCUGAAGACUGUGGCUCUGAAUCUUGAGAUGCCAGCACCGAUUUUUAGAACAGUGCAGUCUUGAAAGGUUUGAUCUGCCAUUUUAAUUCAAAAUGGCAUCCAGUUGUAUCCAAAGAGACGAAAACCUGCUCCAUGAUCUCAGGAAGCAUUAUGCAAAAUUAUGACAGAGGUGUCCAAGAGGUGUCCAAAUGUGCAGUGUACAAACAACUUUCCAAAAUAUAAAGUCGAUCAGGUUGAUCACUUUCAGUGCCCAGAUGCACCAGUGUGAAGUGUUUGCAGCUGCCCUGCAGCUGUUUGAAAUAGAUAGUGUUGGUUGCAAGGAGCUGAUGCUUAUUCCGACUCUUUUAACAGGGUGAGCUUCCUCUUGGGUCAAUCUUCUUUUUUUCCUGUUCAGGUUCCAUGGACACUUUUCUUUUGAUUCUGCACAAAGUAGCAAAAUGCUGCUUAGUCGUGCCACAGGUAUCAGGACGAAAAUCAGUGAUGCAAGCAGCGAAACUUCCAGCUUAUAUUCAGUUUCCUCAAAAAGUUUGCUUCCACUCAUGGGUAUGCAAGUCAACUCUGUUUUAACUAUAUCUGUUGUUAAAUAUACGGUAAUCUGUGUACUGCUAUGUGCAUUAAGGAAGAAUUUUGUGCAAUAUUUGCCAAAAUAAAUAAAAAAUAAUUUUAGAAGCAUAGCUUAAUUCAAUGUUUUCAUAACUGGAACUAACUACACGUCACACGCAAACCGAUGGUAUGGAUCCCUGAUGCCUUCUUAAAAAAAGAAGGAAAAAUAGCUCUAGGAGGGAGUGUUUUGAGCAGAGCAUCAGCAAAGAUAGGUUGCUUGCUUAGCUCUUUCCUGUCCAUCAUUUCUCAGCUCUGUAUCACCGUCUAAGCAGUUCCCCACUCCCAUUCCCUGCUGCUUUGGAAGACAAAUGUGAAGCACAAAAAGGGUAGAUACUGAAAGAGAGAAGCAUUCCAUCUUUUUGUCCUCCCUACUCUGUUCACAAUACUUCUUCCCCCCUCCAAAGUUUUAUUCAUUUCAGAAUGGUGUUGGGCCUCCAUUCGGUGUGUGUACACAUACCAUAUAGUUAGCCCCUUAGGACAAUUCUACACUAGGGACCUAAAUACAGUGGUGCCUCGGGUUAAGAACUUAAUUCGUUCCGGAGGUCCAUUCUUAACCUGAAACUGUUCUUAACCUGAGGUACCACUUUAGCUAAUGGGGCCUCCUGCUGCCGCUGCACGAUUUCUUUUCUCAUCCUGAAGCAAAGUUCUUAACCCGAGGUACUAUUUCUGGGUUAGUCGAGUCUGUAACCUGAAGCGUCUGUAACCCGAGGUACCACUGUAUGGGUAAUAAAAAUGUUCCCCUUCCCACCUAAUAUCCUGGAAGCUGAAUGGAUGGAGGACAGAAAUCUCUCAACAUCUCACAAAACACAGCCUCAGGUUCAUUUAGUGUAGAUGCACACCAAGAAACAAUACCAAUGUGCAGUGAGCAAUCUAAUUACAGUACCUAAAUCUGUGGUCAUGGGCACAGUGGCACCCUUGAGGAUUUCCCCUGGUGCCCACAAAAUCAUUGAGCACCCUAUUCACUGCCUCCUUGACAUGACAUGACAUGGCAAAGGUGGGUAUCCCCCCCCCAAAGUACAUAGAGCUGAAGGAGGAAGUUUCAAAGAGUGACACUCUUUCCUACUUUCUCGUUCAGUGCAAUGUGUUUUUCAUGUCUCAGACUGGCAGCAGAGCAAUGAAGAGGAAGGAAAGGGGCAUGAACUGGAAGACAGCAGAGGAAAAGGAAGUGGCAGGAGGCAGAAUGAGAAAGUGAAGUGCCAUAGGGGAUGAGGGCCAGUGAAGGCUGCAGUCUGGGAAGGAGAUGGGGAGUGUCCCAAGGGCCACAUAGAGACACCCAGAGAGCCACAUUUGGCCUCUGGGUCUGAGGUUUCCUGCCCCUGCUCUGAAUGAUUUAGGUCAAGGUUACCUGAAGCACCCUUAUUUUACUGUUAGAUAUUGUUUUCUAAUUGGAAAUUGUAAACAACUUUGUGGAAGAAGUUACUCAAAAAGUAGGAUAUACAUUUUUAAAUGAACAAGUAUGGCUAUGUCUCCCUCCCCCAUCAUUUGAUGGUACCAAACACAUGAACACAUUCUCCCCACCAACAUUCCCAGUUGCUCUGUUAUUUCUGCAGUGUGUGGAAUCAUGUGCUAAGAAGUUAAAUGAGGUGUGUGGUAAGACAGGGAUAAAUUGUGAGCCCUACUUGCUAUUGUGUGAGUUCCAAAACACAUUGUGCUCAGCCAUUGCUCUGUGGGUCUAGAUAAAGGUGUUCAAUUGUUUAUGAUUCUUCUAAAGUAGGGAAGGGGUGUUUUAGACACCAUCUUCAGUUUAGAUUAAAUUGCAAAGUGCAUGUGGGGGCGAAUUUUAGUGCUAAUAAGGCACUCUGCUUUUAUUGUUCUUUGGCAGAAAAGAAUAGCAGUUCUUCAACCAGCGAGGGAGAUUUUGCUUUUCAGACAUGGCAGCCUCAAAUUAUGGAACCAGAAGCUAGAGUAAGUAUGUUCAUUAGUAACAAAUACAUGGAGAGGUUAGUGGCCUCCCCAGAGUCGUACUGUAAAUGCUGUGUAGGCACCUCUGAGCCCAAGGUUGCUGGAUAAUCAGACAUUGGAAUAAAGAAACAGGAAACAGAGGUUUCCUUCUCCAAAGCAUAGUACAAGUACAACUAGCAGAGAGUGUCCGAGGCUGUGUGGGAAUUCUAAGAAACCCAAACAUAUUGUGAUUUUUAAAUGGAUAGUAUGAUUUGUGAGUAUGGCUGCUGUGCAUGCCCCCCCACCGAUGCAGGGCUCAAUGCAUCCAAUGGUAUCCAAACAUAGACAAAAAAUACCUCUUCCACCUUAGGAAAUCCCAUCUGCAACUAUCACUAUGCCCUCUUGAUUCAAAAUUGUGUCUAGCCUCCAAACAUAGAACAGGAUGACCAUCUCCAUCUUGGAACCAAAUUGGGGGACAAUAACUUCAAGUCAUCCAAAUUGGCAUAGUUUGGACUCAUGAUGCUUAAUUGGGCAAAGUGACACCAAAUUGGGCAACAAUAUCUUCAGGGGUGUCCACAUUGGCACCGUUUGGACCCAUAACCAAAACUGAGUGAAGUCACAUCAAAGUCACAUUUUGGUCCACCAUCUUGAUUCAAAAUAGAACCCAGCAUCAAAACAUAGAUGAAGUUCGCUGCUUCCCCCCUCAGGAACUCUCAUGCUGAGUUGGCCAAUAUCUUCAGAGGCAUCCACAUUGGCACAAGUUGGCCUGUCAUGCCAAAUUUGCUAAAUAGUGAAAUGAUAUAUUCCGAGGUGUCCAAAUUGGUGCAGGUUGGACACAUCACACCAAAAACUGGACAACGACAUGCCCAAGUCACAUUUCAGUCUGCCAUCUUGAUUCAAAAUGGCAGUCGGUUGCUGUCCCCCCUUCAGCAGCCCUCAUGUAGAGUUUGAAAUAAGCAUAGUUUGGACCUGUCCCACCAAAAACUGGGCCGUCACGCUAAAGACAUGUUUCAGUCUGCCAACGUCCAAUCAAUGGCAGCCGAUGUCAAACAUUAAUGAAGACUACUACCCCCACUUUAGGAACCCUCAUGGCAAAUUUGUAAACAAUAUCUUGAGAGGCAUUGCAACGUAUAGGAAACUUUCCAAAAUAUACAGAAGAUAAAUUAGUACUAAAACAUUUUUUUGAAAUAAAGAAUAAAAAAUAAAAGAGCACUAUAGCAUGUCACACCACAAUGCUAUAAUGCUUUAAAAAUAUUUUUUUUUAAGCAUUCUGGCCAUUGGCAUUUUUGCAGCAGGGUUAAUGGCAAUGACCAGAAAGCUUUUUAUUUCUUAAUUUUAGACAGCAUUAUGGUGUUAAGCACGCUAACAUUAUUAAAAAAAAUAUAGCUGGAAAAACUUUAGCCCUAGUUAGGAGAUCAGUUAAAUAACAUAAACAGGGAGAUAAAAAGUGCCUACCGCAAAGGUUAUGGUGAAUGUAUGCAGAGUUUUGACAAGUUCACAUGCACGAUAGAUCUCUGCCCAUCUAAUACCCGCCUCUUUAAACAGACAGAAGUCGCACCAAGGGCAAGUACACCUAGUGAGACUGUGCUCUUAAUUUUUUUUUUGGGCGGGGGGGGAACAGACUUUCCACAGCCUCAGAAAUGAUGGAAGAACCAAAAAGGGAUGGUGUUGGGUAGAUUCCUCAUAAAAAGGGAGUGAAUGAAACAUAGCUUAGUAUAGACUGUGGAAUCACCCAGGGGUUCCUUUAAAUAACAGAGUUGGAGGAGCAGGGGUUAGUUUAGCUAUCUGUAUAAAAGCUCCUUUAGACCAGGAUGAUUUGAAGAAACAAUAGGCUGUAGGAGUAAAUCCAAAGCUUGUAGGUGGCAGACAGAGGGAGAAUCUAGCUCAAGGAGAAUAAGUACUUCUGUUCUGCUAACCUGCAAGGGUUGGAUGUUUUAGAAGGAACAUCUGGACCUUUUCCAAUCCCCAUCCUUUGUUUAGCUCUAAUCCAGGAUAAACUGAUAAUAUAGGCAAGUCCCAAGAGAAAGCAUGGAGAAAUAGAAGGAAGAGUACAUGGUGGCAGGGUGAAUACCUAAGUCUCAACAUUGACUCACCGGGCACUUCAGCUGGAAAGCCCUCUUUUUGUGCUAAAUUGGAAAUCUAUUUUCUUUACCUCUUGCUUGCUUAGAUACAUAUCAGUGUGUUUACUUAAAUAACAAUUUCACAGUGUGCAGCAAAUCCCAUUAACUCCGAAAAGGAUUGUAAAGAACCAGUGGUUAUUGCAUAGCGUGAGGAUAGCAGCGCUGUAAGAUGACAGCAUUUUAACUAGACCCAGGGACUGUGCUAAGGUUAAUAUGAGUAGAAUGGGCAACGGCAGAAGAACAAAGAUGCUGGCCCUUAUAAACAGCCCCUGCCCCCUAAGUGCCAGACUAUGAUUAUGGAAAAACACACAGAAAGAGCCACAGUGAAUGCUGCUCAUACAAAUGCAGUCCUGGAACUGUUUUACAUUAAAGGGCAGGAAAUAUUAUAAAAUAAGUACAUGCAUGUAUGCAUUCUGGGUUGUAGCCAACUAAGUUUUACUCAGAGUAGACACACUGAAAUUAAUGGACACAAGAAAGUCUUGCUUCUUACUUUCAAUUGGUCAACUCUGAGUAGGACUAGCAUUGGAUACAUUGGGUUCACAUCACGUGAGGGAUCAGUUGUUAUUAUUUUGUGAUUACACAAGUAAAAAGUAUCCUAGCUGAACCUGCUAUAAUUUCAAGUCUUCCUACACACCUGCCAGUUCCAAGUUAUUAAUUCAUUAGGUCAGUGUUGAUGACUGAAAUUAUGACUUGCUGUAGCAUCCAUCUGCAGCAGAGGAAGAGGUGCCUCCCAAAGUCUUGCACAUUUUCAGGCCUUGAGUAAUUUCCUUUAUUUAAAGAUGAGGCUUCCUGCUAUUACAUUCUGUCAUUUAUGUAGCCCCACAAGUCACAUUAAAACCAAUGUAAAAAAAAAUCUUGCAUGUAAUGUGCCUAUUCCAGGAACCUUGAAAAUUAGAUGAACAGAGAGGCUGUUUGGCAGACCUUAUAUUAGGAAAAAAAUGUUACUGCUAAUCCGUAGUGGAGGAAUUUAAUUGCUCUGCUUCCCUGUCUCCCCCUGCACAACCAGUUAGUAUUUUAGUAGAAUUAAGGUGGCAAUUUUUUCAAAGGCAAAUAAAUGGCAUUUAGAUUCCUAACUUCUAGUGAGUUAAGUAGAUGUUUUUGCCUCUAGCUUGUGUCUCAGGUCUGUUGUGUGACUUUGACAAAUAUGUUCCUCUUUUCUCUGCCAAAUUUGAAAAAGGAGAAAUCUUUAUCUUCCUUUGGGCAGAGGUCUUGGAUAUAUUUAAGAGUGGGAAAGGCUUUGAUACUUUCAACACUUCCACAAAAGGGCAGAUGUUAAUAGAUAUCACUGCUGCUAACACAUCAUACAUAUGGAGAAUUCAUCCUAUAAUAACAGGUUCUGGACUGUGCUUGCUGAUUUGAGUAGUAUGCUAUACUAAGGUAAAGGUAAAGGACCCCUGGGCAGUUAAGUCCAGUCAAAGGUGACUAUGGGGUACUGCGCUCACCUCACUUCAGGCCGAAGGAGCUGGCGUUUGUCCACAGACAGCUUUCCAGGUCAUGUAGCCAGCAUGACUAAACUGCUACUGGUGCAACGGAACACUGUGACAGAAGCACGGAAACGGCAUUGCGGCGGACAUGGGUGGUGCUGUGGUCUAAACUACUGAGCUUCUUGGACUUGCCAAUCAGACUUGCCCAGGUUUGAAUCCCUGAGACGGGGUGAGCUCGCAUUGUUCUGUCCCAGCUUCUGCCAACCUAGCAGUUCGAAGUACACCAGUGCAAGUAGAUAAAUGGUACCGCUGCGGCGGGAAGGGUAUGCUGUACUAAAACCACAUCCAGGUAGCAUAAGUGCUCUCUCUCUCUGUGUGUGUGACAGAUAGAGAGACAGACAGACAGGGAUAAUGAGGUGCAACACAAGGUUGCUUGAUCUGAUUCCCCCCUCCCUGUCUUGUUUGUAAAGCUCACCUUUUUCUGCUUAGAUGACACAGCAAAAGUCACAAAACAGCCAGCAAUGAAACAGUCACAACACCAAACAGAACUACGCCCAAGAUUCCUCUUUAGAGUUUCUAUGACUGUUACGUGUAAUUUAGUUUUAGUAGCAGAGUAUUGGGCUUGGAUAAAGUGUAUAAUUAUAUUUAACAAAGUACUGAAGGCAAAUGCCAGCCACACACACCUGCUUUUAAAUACUGCUAUCUUUUGGUAAUAGCAAUGUCCUUUUUUUCCCAGGAAUUCAAGACUACGCUGGAUACUACACUUCCCAUGGUGUCCCUGAUAGGACAGAGGAGUGCUCGCUCAAGAUAUGGCUUCAAGCAUAUGACUUACAUGCCCACUAUCACUGAUCUGCACCUAAGGAGGUACUGUCCUGCUAGAUGACAUGCUGAUGAAUGUCAGCAGCCAAGGUGGUUUGCAUGGCUUUAAAUACACAGGACAACUCUGCAGUUUGCCUGGCAUGUAUCUUUGUGACUUUCCCUUCCAAUUCCGAGGCAGUUCUUUGUGCCAGCUUAACUAUCUUGGAAGGCGUAAGACAAGAAGCAACACAUUAAUGGUGACGGGAAAGAGGCUUUAGGAGGCAGAGAAAAGAAUUAAAGCUACAUAUUGCUAGGAAUUUGGCAGACUCCCCAUUAUCAUAAAUUUAGCAAAGGGGUAGAAUUUACCCCUAAUUUUUUGAAGUAUGAAGGAAAGAUGCCAGGCGAGUGAAAAAACUUAUGCUGAACCAGUUCAGGAGAUUGUUGAUAGCAUCAAUGCCAUUAAGAACAGGAGAAACUGUUUUUAUGUUGUGAACCACUCUCAGGUCUAUGGAUAGAGGGCAGUAUACAAAUUUAAUAAAUAAAAUAACUAAGUACCAGUCCAUUAAGAACAAUUGAUCAUCCAGAUGGUGUCCUUUCCCCCAGCUGUGUGUUAAGUUAGCAGAAGACAAUAGCAGAGUUGAGAGGGGGAGGUUCCUAGGGUAACAGUGGGGCGUGAUGUCACCACAGGAAGAGAGGGUGUCCUUUUGCAACAGACAUUUUGGGGUUUCUGGGAAGAAGGGGCAGGAAGUGGGAAGAACAGCAGGCUGUUAGAAAGAGACAUGGGCGCUUAGGAUGCCUCUGAAUCCAAGGCUGCAUUGCUGGGAAGGACAAGUCCUUCUUGUGAUGUAAAUGCCAUGAACUCUCUUCAUCAAAACCAAGGUG